Molecule: messenger RNA, 1684 nt
Organism: Theobroma cacao (cacao)
Lineage: Eukaryota; Viridiplantae; Streptophyta; Magnoliopsida; Malvales; Malvaceae
Source: RefSeq, a predicted model, not a curated record
CCUUUGCCUGUACAAAAUUCUUUCCUUCCCAACCCGUAACCUCAGUUACCGAGAGACAAGACACAAAAAACCAAAAGCCCGGCGCCAAUGUCGAAGCGGAGCUACCAUCCCUUGACGGAUCUCGGCUGCAUCGCCGGUGAAGACUUGUCCGAGUUUGGCGCUGGCAAGGAAGGAUGGCUAGCCCCUGACGCCAGCCCCACUCACCUCUGUGCUCUCGACGCCCAUUCUCUCGCCAUCGCUAACCGAUCACUUAUUCUCAUCCUCGGAUGGUCCGACACGGAUGAGCCUCGGGUCCAGAUCCGUCCCGAACUGUCACCUAUCGAGGCCGAGCACAUCACGGCCAUAGAGUGGCUGGUUUUCGAUGAGAUUAAAGUGAUUGCGGUUGGGACCUCUCGAGGGUUCAUCUUGGUUUACUCUGUGCGUGGUGAUUUGAUUCAUAGACAGAUGGUAUAUCCAGGACGCAUUGUAAAGUUAAGAGUCCGUGGAACUAAGAAAGAUCUGACACAAGAUAUAUCUUCAGAGGAAGUUUGUGUUGUCAUACCUGGUGUAAUUGCUCGUUUUGAUGGGUCUGAUAUAAAGAGUAUGCUUCAAAGGUGGUUUCAAGAAACACAUUCCCGUUUUUGGGAUCAGAAACCAAAGAAAGAUUCAGAGGAUAUUGGAAACUCUUAUGGGAGAUUACCUUACCAGUUAUGGAAUGUUAAUAAGUAUGGGACAUGUGUUGAUGCAGCAAUCACUGGCAUAAUGCCACCCCCUCUCAUGGAACUCCAGUCAAAUCAACGUUACUAUUGUGCAGUCACUAUUGGAGAUGAUGCUGUGAUCUCAGCUUUCAGACUUUCAGAAGAUAGGAACCGUUCUUUGGUAGGAGCUAUUUUGUCAAAAGUUGUGCCUGCAACAUUUUCCACAAUUGCUUCUUUUUCUAAAAUGAUAUGGCGGAGUGAACAAACACCAAAGAGGAAGUCAGAAGAGAAGCCUCAAUCGUUUGCUCGAGCUUCUCCUUUGACAUGUUUGAAGGAUCACCCAAGAAAAGGGGAAAAGCUCACCUUAUCACCCAGUGGCACUUUGGCUGCUAUUACAGAUUCACUUGGUCGUAUAUUGCUCUUAGAUACUCAGGCACUUGUAGUAGUGCGACUAUGGAAGGGAUAUCGUGAUGCAAGCUGCUUCUUCAUGGAAAUGUUAGUCAAUAAGGAGGCUAUAGGGUCAGGUUCCUCUUACUAUGAACCAGGAAAGAGUGACUACUGCCUCUGUUUAGCCAUUCAUGCACCUCGAAAAGGAAUUGUUGAGGUCUGGCAGAUGAGAACCGGACCACGUCUUCUAACCAUCCAGUGUGCUAAAGGUUGCAGAUUGUUACAGCCAACUUACCGGUUUGGAUCAUCAUUGGACUCUCCUUAUGUUCCUCUGGAAGUUUUUUUGUUAAACGGAGACUCUGGUCAACUAUCAGUGUUGAAUCGCUUUCUUAAUUGAAUAUAAUUUUACACAGAAAGUUCUUUCUUUGUUCGAUUUUAUCAUUUCUUCUCCUCCAUCUCUGUUUGUUUCCUCUGUGACUGCAAAUUAAGGGGUCAUGAAAUGUAAGUUGUAGAAAGAAUGAUGGCACUAAUCAUGCCUCUUUUUAUUUUCACACAGACAGUAAAUUGGAAAAGAAAACAGCUUAAUUUGAUAAAGGAACAUGACUUGUUUUUUUUCCGUC